CGGUGCCGCCGGUGUCCGCCGCGCUGCUCUCGGCGGUAUUGUUGGACCCCUUCAUGCUGCUCGCGGUGCUGCUGCUGGGGCCCGUCGCGUUGAUCGCGGUGCCGCUGCUGCCCGGGUCCAUGGUGCUGCUUUCGGCGGCGUUGCCGGAGCCCGUCUUGCUGCUCUCGGCGGCUCCCGUCGUACUGCUCCCGGCGCUGCUGCUGCUGGAGCCCGUCGCGUUGCUCCCGGCGCCGACGAUGCUGGGGUUCGCCCCUCUGAUCGCGGCGGCGCCGCCGGAUUUCCUCGCGCUGGUCUCGGCGGUGUUACUGGAUACCGUAUUGGUGCUCUCGGCGGUGCAGCUGGAACCCGUCGCAGCCCCCAUUUCGGAGCACCUCGCGGCCCGCCGCUGCGCGCUCCAUGUGGUUUUGAAUGUAUAA
Molecule: messenger RNA, 416 nt
Organism: Prorocentrum cordatum
Lineage: Eukaryota; Dinophyceae; Prorocentrales; Prorocentraceae
Source: the annotation of a GenBank genome assembly